AUGGAGACAUACUACGGACACGUGCGAACACCAGGAGAUGCCAUCUUACUCUUCGAGGCAUGCAGGAUUGGUCUGUUGCCCAGAGUACAGCGCCGCCUGUCGGAAAAGGAAAGACUCUCGAUCAAGUCCGGCUCCGUCUUUGUGUGGGACGAGCGCGAGGCUGGCAUGAGACGCUGGACGGACGGAAAGUCAUGGAGUGCAAGUCGCGUGUCGGGUAGCUUCCUUACAUACCGCGAGAUGGAGGGCAAGCGCGGCGGCAGCACCUUCAACGCCGCACCCAAGGCGCCCGCUGCCAAAGACCACGACGCCUCGGAUGAUGGUCCUGACGGUUACCGCUACAAGCCCGACGGCCUGAUCAAGCAGUCGUUCAGCAUCACGACAUCCAACGGCCAGCACCUGCAUCUCAUCAGCUACUUCGCCCGCUCUACCGCCGUCUCGCAAAACCUGCAGCAGCCUUCCAGCGACCCUCAGCUGCGUCACAUCCGUCCCGAGAAGGGCAUGUACCCCGAGUCGACCGUCCACGAACAGAACGCCAUCCCCGCCGUCACAAGAGGCCCCAUGACCAGCCCAGCCUUUGCCAACUCUCCUCAUCAGUCUGCAAACAUUGGCGCUCCCUACGCAAGACCGCAAUACACACAUGGUCCCAUGUCGUAUCCCCAUCCCGGCUGGGCUCCCCCGAGCCCCAUGCACACUCCGCCGCCGCACUACUCGCCCUACGGUGCCUACCACUCGCCCAUGCACCACCUCCAUCCUUCGCAAUACCCUCCACAGCACGCCCAGCACUACCCUCCUCCGCUUACUGCCUUCGACCGCGCGCCUGCUCCACUGUCCAAUAACGCGCUUCCUGCGCCGCCUGAUCACCAUCAUCAUCACCCGCAACUCACUCCCAUCCACAACCACCCUCCUCCUCUGCCUCAGAUCAACCACGCCCACCGUCCUUCUCUCCAAGAUCGCUCGUCACGUCCUCCUAGUCACGGACAACCCUCCAUCGACCCUGCUCUGGCCAACGACUCUAGAAAGACUAUUCCUCCCCCUCUUCCGAGCCCGAGAUCUUUGGGAGAUACUGCUGCAGGCGCUCCCACAGAGUCCACCAAACUGCCUCCUGCCACUCUGCCUCCUGUCAGUGGUGGUACUACUAUUCCAAGCAUCAGCUCUCUUAUCCACGAGACGAGCAACCCACAGUCACUCAAUGCUGGCCGCCCCGCGAGCCGCAGCCCUAUCGGUGGCCGUCCUCAAGACAUUCCCGUGCACAAGAUGGGCUACGACGCUGCGCGCGACGUCCAGGCACUGAGACAUCUCGACAAAGCCACGUUGAGAUUCUAG
Molecule: messenger RNA, 1323 nt
Organism: Aureobasidium vineae
Lineage: Eukaryota; Fungi; Ascomycota; Dothideomycetes; Dothideales; Saccotheciaceae
Source: the annotation of a GenBank genome assembly